Molecule: messenger RNA, 1499 nt
Organism: Daucus carota subsp. sativus
Lineage: Eukaryota; Viridiplantae; Streptophyta; Magnoliopsida; Apiales; Apiaceae
Exons: 4
Coding region: 12-1316 (434 amino acids)
Source: RefSeq, a predicted model, not a curated record
CAUAAAAUAUAAUGGAGGUGAGGAUGAGAGAAAUGGAGAAGAAAAAAUUGGGUUUUCAGACAGCAAUAUUUUCUUUUUUACAGAGGUGGAAACACCUAGAAGCUCUUCUAGACUUGUCACCAAACACCCCCAAAACAAAAAUGCUGUCUACUGAAAAAUGUAAAAACCCCAUGAGGGAAAAGCUCAAGGGGAUUGAUUUGAAUUAUGAGCCAUGUGAUGAUUUUGCUGAAGCUGUUGGAAUCGAGGGUAAGAAGCUGGAAGAAAUGAUGGAAAUAAUUGAAAGCUUCGAUAAUGAAAAGCUGAAGAAUAUUGAUGAAGAAAUAAAAGCAAUAAAGUUCAGUAAAAUAUUUCUUGGAGAACGCGCCGCGGAGCUUGAGUUGAGGGAAAAGCAAAUUGAUGCUAAAGCACUUAAAAUUGAAGAGAAGAAUCGGGAAUUGAGUUCCAGAAAAAAGAGAAUUGCAGCUUAUUCUCAUGAAAGUAAUAGGGAGAUUGCUGAACAACUGAGAAAAGUACACUUUACCAGAAAAGAUAAUGAAGAGUAUGCCAGGCAGCUAGAGUCGCAACGUAAGGAGCUGGAUGAUGGCUUCAGGGCAUUGGAGGGCAAGAAGAUGGAAGUUGCUAUUGCUCGUGACAUAUAUGCAGCAAAAUUGCUUGAAAUUAAGGAGCAGGAGUUGAGGCUAAAAGAAAGGAGCGAGAAACUGGAAUCAAGUGAGAAGGAGGUAAAAGUAAUUCGUGCUGCAUGUGAAAAAAGGCUGAAGGUGAUUGAAAGUAAGGAGAGUGAAAUUGAUUCUGACAAAAAACAGAUAGAAGAAUUUCUCAAGGAGUUUACACCGAAGCAGAAGGAACUUGAUGAUGGUUUCAAAGAAUUGGAGAGGAAGGAAAUGGAACUAGCCAAAAAGACUGAGAAAUAUGCUGGUGGUUAUAUUUCAGAUGCAGGUCCCAGCAAGAAUCAAACUAAAAGACCAAGGACUUCAUCUGAUUCGACGACUCUGGGACAUAUAGCUCCAGCGAGAGCUGAACUGCCUCCCCCUCAAGGAAAUCAGACUGAACUAAUUCAAUAUUCAGACAGCGGUGAGACAUUCUGGACACGCUGCCAAUCUUGCCAAGUCAGGUUCCGGCAUCCCAAACGUCUUAUAAAUGCAGAGCUGACUUGCCGGGCAUGCUCAAAGAAAUUUAGAGCAUACGAGCUAGACGCCGAGUUUGUGCCACCAGAAUAUUAUACCUUUCCGUUAGAGGUAUUGAAGUUUUUGGACAAGACAUCUGGCAGAUUUGCAGCCUGCAGGUACCAACUGAGAAGUGGAAGUCAGCAACAGUGAGAAAUGAAAAUUGCAGGAUGUGCUGCCCGUUUCACCUGUCAUUAAGAAAUGUUUGUUUUUUCGGUCACAUUUAAGAAAUGUUUGUCAUUUGAAUUUGUCAGUACUUUUGUUUUUAAGUACAUUUUUAUUUCCAGAUCAAUAAGUACCUUUAGAGAUCUAAUUGUUAUUCUAUUGAUGUUUUUC